AGUUGUGAAACUCUGCAUAUACCUCAGUGUGCACGGCGAAGAUUGAACGUCCAAGACACGUUUUUGAGUGAAAGCGGAACCACUGUUCAAUCCUCAGCAGUUACACAUUUUAAGAAAAGCCAGGGACCAUGCGUUUUAUUUUGAAAUCACAAUCUGGAUUUCCGGUGUUAAGGUCCGUGUUAGAGUUGGCACAGUUUAUGUUUUCCAAUGUAUUUCCACCACUUGGAGUGCUGUUAGUUAUCAUAACCUUGAGUUGCUGUACUUUCACACUCUAGCCGAUACGACAGUAGCAUGUUAUCAGCUCCGGGCCACCCUUUUGUAGCUCAUCGGCUACUUAGUUAGCUCCGUGUAGCCGCUAAUGAGAGCAACCGGCGGUGACACCUGGGCCACGGAAUGCCUCGGAGAAAGAAAAACGGCCAAAGCCCAGCCAGAGUUCCCGGCGGGCCGUCAGAGGGGGGAAGCCUCGGCCAUAACGUGGGUUACCGACUACCUCAGGGAUCUGACGGUGCCAUGGCGAACAACUUUCCAUCCAGCGACUCGCUCUCCAGCUCCGCAAAAGAGAAUAUCGUUAAAAGCAUGCAGGAGAUGUUCUCACACCUGGACCCCGACGUUAUAUACAUCGUGCUGUCCGAGUGUGACUUUAAAGUUGAAAAUGCAAUGGACUCCCUCUUGGAGCUGUCUGUGGCCGCUGAAGUUGCAGCCCCUAUUCCCUCUCCUGUCUCUGGCUUUGAGCGCACUGCUGCAGCCUUGCUCAGCCCUGGACACUUUUCUGAGCCUAGACCAGUCCCAGACUCCUCCAAACCAUCACAGCAGCCCUCCUCUCCUCCCUCCGCCAGCCUCCUGACCGAGGAGCUGGACCUGCUAGUUGACCAGGAGCUAGAGACACUGACCGCGCAGAAAGAUGAUAAGGAAGAGCACCACAGCAACCAGUAUUAUUCUGCUGGUGCAUCCCUUUCCUCUUUCCUGCCACCACCGUUUCCAAAGCAGCCCCUUCCUGAGCUACUUCAGUCUAGUUUGAAGCCUAGAUCUAGAGGGCCCUCUGCUGAGCAAGCAUGCCCAGAGGGACGCUUGGUAGAGCAUAUGUCUGGAGCCUCCUCUCCACUCGACCAGCUCAGCUCUUGGGAUGAUGAGACCUCUGAGAGGCAACAGUCGGUGGUGGAUUUCACACAUCUGUUGAUAGAGACACCUGCAGACAAGCCGAAACCUCCUUUGGACCUUGCAGCUUCAGGACGUCCCUCGGCUUUCCAGGUGUAUAAAAAGAAAGACUCGUCACACAGUCUUUCAGAAGGGGCUGGGGUCAUGCCCUCUGACGCGAUAGUUGGAGGAGCAAGAUCUAAGGUGAGCAUGUUGAAUCGGGAGCCGCUUGACUACAUUUCAUCACCUUGGAACCCGGAGGCACCAGUGUUUUCUCCCCGUAUCCAUGGAAACCAGGGGCCAACCUUCAUUACCCCUGUGGCUCAAACGCCUUCCAACUGGCCCAGGCAUCCCAGGCAUACCUCUCCCUGGAUGAGCCAUGCUCCUGUCAGUCAAGCGCCUCUCAAACCUUCGGCAACUAUUCCAAAGUCCUGGGCCCUGCCUGCCGCGCCACAGUUUCCUGGCCGGUACAGCAGACUUCACUUGGAAGGGAAGGUGCUUGUGCUGCUACGUGGUGCUCCGGGAUCUGGCAAGUCAACCAAGGCAAGAGCCUUGUUAGAGCAUAACCCAGGUGGAGUCAUACUGAGCACUGAUGACUAUUUCGCUCGCCAUGGAAAAUAUCAGUUUGACCCCACUGCUCUGGGGGAGGCCCACGAGUGGAACCAUAAGCAAGCCAAGGAAGCUUUUGAGAGGGGCACUAACCCCAUCAUCAUUGACAAUACCAACAUGCAGGGCUGGGAGAUGAAACCUUAUGUGGUUCAGGCGCUGAAACAUGGAUAUAAAGUGCUGUUCCAAGAGCCAGACACCUGGUGGAAGAACAAACCCAGAGAACUAGAGAGACGCACUACACAUAACGUGCCAGGGGAAACAAUUCGCCGCAUGCUUAAUGGUUACGAGCGCUUUGUCACAGUUCAGUCUAUUAUGGGUUCACAUAUGCCUGAGAGGAAACAGCGCCUCCUUCUGGAGAACAGGUGUUCACAGCUGGUCUCUUCUGAAACACCUUGUCCUGAUCUGGUAGGCCAGCAUGGAUUAACUGAGGCGUGUAAGAAAUCACGCCCUCAGCUGUUUUCCUCUCUCCCUGACGUGUCAGCUAUUGGUCAGUCUAGUGAGGUGGGAAAGUUGGAAGACGGCACACACAAAUCCACUGAGUCACUCAAUUUCCAGCCUACUGGAAGACCCACAGAAAACCCUGAAAUUUCCGAUGGGGAUGAUGACAUGGAUUUGGGGGAGUUAGAUUCUGAGUUGGAUGCUCAGUUACAGCUGAAUCAUUCAGAAGUAGAUCGGAGAAUCCCCGACUGUAUUGUAGAAUCGGUGAUGAACGAAGAUCACCAUGGGGAUGAAAUACCUGUGGCUUUCUGUGAGUCUAUUGGACAGAGGGUGAGGAGAGAGAGGCCAAGCAGGAGGUCGGGUUUUGACAGGAUGGAGCCUGCAGAUCUGGUGAAAGAUGCUAACCAAUCAGAGAGCGAGGCAAAAGAGAAAGAAAAGACAAAUGAGGAGGAAGCAGGAGGAAGGGAUGAGGAAGAAAAGGGAAUGCCUAAAAUGUUGGAUUUUGAAGGGGAUUGGCCUUCUGAAGGGUCCCUCCAGCAGCGACAGGUGAGGAGAAGAGAAAGGCAUAAAGAAGGAAAUGGGAGGGAAGAUGACGGUGUAUCUCAAGAAGUUAACGAAAAUAAAAUGACGGCUCAGCCUGGACCCGAUGUAACAGAGUUUCAGAAGGUUCUCGAUCUCAUUCAGACAGGUGUUGGUGCCAUUCAGACCGGUUCUUCCCGUUCUUCCUCCCUUUCCCUCAGCUCUGGAGAGGAAUUACCGAAAGAAGAGGAGACAGGUGGCAGGUUCGAGGAAUCCUGUGGCAGUAAAUCUAACAGUGAAGAGAGAGAGCAAAACAUGAACAGGGUUAACAACAGCAGAGGUGAAUUACCUGACUGUGUGCUAGACUGGAAAGCAGCUGACUCUUGUAGGGACAGGGAAUCGAAAAUUGAUAAUUGGGAGGAACUUAAAACUGAAAAAGAAGUGAGCAGUACACAUCCUCUCUCAGCUGUCUCUGCUUAUUCAUUAGGUAUGUCCGAAGAUGUACUGGAAAGCCACAGUACCGAGGGGGAGGUUGGUAUGGAGUCUGGUGAUAUGGACACUAAUAGCUGCGGCGAGGAUGGAAGAGAAACUAGAACUGAGGCUGAUGGCAGCCACAUUAGUGAGGUGUGUCAGAGUCCUAUGUGUGAAGGCUCCAUGGAAGCAGAAGGCAGUGCUUUCAGUGGAGGCAGUCAGGAGAGAAAGCAGCGUCAGGGUCGCAGAUCGGGGAAGCAGUGCAGGCUAGCCCUCACCUUCACUCAAAACUGCCCUGGUAGUUCACUGAAUAUUCUUGAUUCCCCCACUACCACAGCUGAAAACAUAGACAGUUGUCAGAAUAGCUUUAACACAGAUGUCGAACCUAGCUUUAAUCCUAACUGUAACACCAGCGAUAACCUUAAACCAAAUGUUGACCUGUUCACCGAGUCCAAAUCUGAGGCACACCUGCAGCCUCCCUCUCCGCCUCCCUCUCCUCCUCCCUCUCUGGUAAACACAUGCUGCGUCACCCAGACAGAACCUCAAGACUUUGCUCUUCUUUGGCGUCUCAGUCGUCAAGACAGCCCUGGUGAUACAGUCGUCACUGGCUGCAGCCACUUCAGUGACUUCACAGUACUCUAUGGCGACUCUUCUCGCUUUGUGCCGGAGCUGUCCUCUGCAGUUUCUGCAGCGGUUGCAGUUCACCCAUCUGGCCACAAAGAGGUACCCUACCGUGUGGUGCAUGAGAGAGGCACACAGGUGGAGGAGAAGGAGCUUGGGGAAACUCAAGACAGGCUCGAGAGCUUGUGCAUCCUCAGCCGUCAUUUUAAACUAGUUAGUUUUGAUACGUUAGAAGAUCUGUAUGACAAAUGCAACCAAGACCUAGAAUGGACGACCAACCUGCUGUUGGACUCUGGAGAGAGGUUCUUUAAAGAUGAGGAUGGCGAGGAGGAAAGGGGGGAGGAGAAGGCUGAGGAUGUUGCUGGGGUUCAAGAUGAUCAGAGAACUUUAGGCGAUGUUGCAGAAACAAGGUUGAGUCCUAAUGUGUUAGAUGAGAGCCACUCUGAAGAGUUGCCAAAGGAAGGGCCAGCUGGGUUUGAGGAGGGGACUCGGCAGUCAUCCUCCGGGACAGUUAGUGAAUCAAAUGAGAGCUCCAGUAAUACUGACUUACCAAGUUUUCAAGGUGUAGCUGCUCCAAUUAGAAACAAAGAUCGUCCUGAUGCGACCCCACACUCUGAAAUAACUUCUAAAACAGAGCAAAGUCUGCCGCCUACAGCCACACAAGAACGAGAUAACACUGAGCACAGAGCGAUAUCAGAACCGGACCUAGAAGGUGGCGCUUGGGGUGGGAGCUUAGAUGAUGGAGUGAUAAUUGAAGAGUCAAGGACUGAGAUUGAAGACGAGAUUGCCAGCAUGGAUGAGGUUCACCGGCUGCUCCAGGCUGAGCUAAUGGAGCUAGAGAGAGAGGACAAACAGAGGAAGGAGGGGAUGACUGAAAGGAGGCACAUGGAGGAGAAAAGGAGCAGACACCUGGAUAUUCAGAGUGUGGAGCUGAAACUACCCACUGAGCUGGCGCUACAGCUAACUGAACUGUUUGGACCUGUGGGAUUAGACCCAGUUACAUGCUCCUUUGACGACUAUGCAGUACAGAUGGACCUGAACCUGGCUAAACUGCUCCACCAGAAGUGGAAGGAAACAAUCCAGGAGAGGCAGAGACAAGCAAAUCUUUCCUUCCACUUGCUUCAAGAAAGUUCAUCACACUGGGGUGACUCACAGGCGACCAAACCUGGGCAACAAGAGCGAACACCGCCACAUUUCCUCAUUAGUGCAGAUGGUUACAUGUCACAGGACGGCCAACCAGAAGCCCGUGGUCGGAUUCCAUUCAUGGAUCACUGGAGCGUGUCUCGUCCACAUGUCUCUCUUAGAGAUAUCAUCAAAGAGGAGCAGGCUUUGCAGGAGAACGUGCAGAAGACCAGACAAAGUCGCACAGACCUGGACCGGCGGGAUGGAGCCACGCUGUUGAAAGAGAAGCAACUGUUCUCCCUCUUCCCCACCAUUGACAGGCAUUUCCUCCAGGACAUCUUCAGAGACCACAAUUACAGCCUGACGCAGACUGAGCUGUUUCUUCGCUCUUUACUGGACGAGGAACCCGUCAAGACGGUUGUUGCCCCAGAGGCUCCUCGGUCUGACCACCACAGAGCAGCCAGCAAAGAGAGGGAGAAGCGGCAGAAGCCUCUAGAGUCAACCAUACCCAACUAUCAGGAUGUGGAGGACCCAGAAUAUGACGACUUCCGGGCCGAGGCCAGCCUGCAGAGGAGCCGACAGCUUGAGAGUUUCGCCAAGGCUGCUGAGGCCUACAAGCAAGGACGCAAAGACGUGGCCUCAUUUUACGCACAGCAGGGACACAUGCAUGGCCAGCGGAUGCGUGAGGCUAAUCACCGUGCAGCGGUUCAGAUUUUUGAGAGAGUCAACUCGUCGCUACUGCCCCAGAACAUCCUGGACCUCCAUGGACUACAUGUAGAUGAAGCCCUGGAGCACCUGGCCCAGGUCUUACAGGACAAAACCACAGAGUGUGAGAAGGGUCUGUGUCGACCUCAGCUCUCUGUCAUCACAGGAAGAGGGAACCACAGCCAGGGGGGCGUGGCCCGCAUCCGCCCCGCCGUUAUAGACUACCUCAGUAACAAACACUACAGGUUCACUGAGCCAAAGCCAGGUCUCGUGUUGGUCUCUUUGAAGUGAGAAGAACCUGGUUUAUAGGAUUUAAACUAAAGCAGCUAAGGAGGACAACACACUCUCUCUCUUCAUCUCAUCCACAUAUAGUUAUUACAGUAUGUACAGUAUGAUACACUCAGCCUUCUUGUUUCUUACUUCUGACAGUCAGGUCUGGUACUUUUUUUAUACAUCCACUCUUUCUCCAUCAGUCAUUUAGCCGCCAGAAAUUUAAUCUUAAUCUUGGUUAAAUUGAGGUUAAUUUUAGUUAAGAUCUUAAUCUAAAUUCAGAUGUUAAUCACCAUAGUUGGCAUGGAACACAAAUAAGGUAUUUCUAUGAAUCUGUACAUGUACUGUAUAUUUUAUAUUUAAAAUGUUACAUAUUGUGGUGUAUUUUGCUUCACAUUUGUCUUUAUGCCUUUUAAAGAAUACAAAAGUCCCUACGUUUAGAAGGCUCCAUGUUGGAUAAGAUGUUGUUUUAUCUUUUAAAUAUUUACUAAUUUGGAGUAUUGGAGCAAGUAUUUUAUGAAACUUAUUUGAAUCAUGGUCACAAUCUGUGUGCGUGGAGGUUGUUUCCCUGGUUUUUAAAUAUAACAUCCUUUUGUUGUUGUAUUUGGUACAAAUUUUACAUUUACUUACAGUAAAUUUAGUACAGUAAUCACAUAUUGUCCUCUGAGAAGUCAAAUGCUUAGAAGGAAGUUUUUUCUCUUGGUUGAAGUGUUAUAGUGCGUCAUGUUCAACAUGAGGUGAGCCUGAAACUUUUGAGAUGAUCAAAAGGCAAAUAAAUAGAUUAUCAAUAGUUUAAACAAUCUCCACUGUAAGUUCUGCAGGAAUCACUUUGUCUUAGCAGCUGCCUGUGCAGCAUACACUGCAACUGUUCAUUUAGUUUAACUUAAGUCCAAGCCAAGAUUAGCUGCUAACGUAUUCAUACUCAAACUCAGGUAAAGAUUCAACAAUGUUGAAUCUUCUUCAAUUUAAAUGCCAAUUGAUUGUUUCUUUGUAGUUUUUCUUUAGCACGUUGUGCCAAAUUUUGUAGCAGUUCUAUUAAUCAGGUGGCUACACAAAUUUUGUGGGUUUAAAAUCGCUUCUGUUUCUCUAUAUGUACAACAGCAGUGUUGACAGAUUUUACUGAUUGUACAUAAUAUUGUGAACACAUGAAUUAUAAAGAGAAUAUUGUAUUUUUUUAUUCAUUUGUUCAAAUGGUUUUAUAUUAUACUGUUGAAUAAAAUUCUAUUUGUUUACAGUUUAA
Messenger RNA from Seriola aureovittata, 7129 nucleotides. RefSeq names its product NEDD4 binding protein 2 (gene n4bp2). Gene Ontology annotation, molecular function: ubiquitin binding. The record is from RefSeq and is a predicted model, not a curated record. Lineage: Eukaryota; Metazoa; Chordata; Actinopteri; Carangiformes; Carangidae. The transcript is spliced from 16 exons. The coding region runs from base 394 to 5910 and encodes 1838 amino acids.